Rodentolepis nana is the source of this 1329-nucleotide messenger RNA. NCBI's taxonomy places the organism in Eukaryota, Metazoa, Platyhelminthes, Cestoda, Cyclophyllidea, Hymenolepididae. The record is from the annotation of a GenBank genome assembly.
AUGAUUGAAGAAACAUCAGUUGUGAGCAAAACAGCAAAACCCCUUGAUGUUGAAGCUGAUUGUACCGAUCCUCCACCAAAGGAUAAAUUUAGACUGACAUAUAUUAUUUUCUUUUUCAUUGGUAUUGGUACGCUUUUACCAUGGAAUUUCUUCAUUACUGCAAAUCAAUACUUCCAGUACCAACUCCGCAAUCAAAGCCUUCCAGCCGAUGCUGAUCCCAUGAUUCCUAUGCACAGAACUGAGCUCCAGAAAGUCUUCUCAACCUACCUUACAAUUUCAUCUAUUGUCCCCGCAACACUGGGAAAUUUCCUCAAUCUUGGUAUUAAAGAUUGGCUCCCGGUUUAUCCUCGUUUAAUUGGAUCUUCUGCAAUCAUGCUAACCAUCUUUAUUAUCACUACUGCAUUAACAAAAAUCGCUAUUAACACGCGUAUUUUCUUUGCUCUAACACUUAUCACCGUUGCAAUUAACAAUGUUGCAAGUGCAAUCAAUCAGGGUAGUACCUAUGGUGUCCUUUCUAUUCUACCGGGAAGCAAUGUGCAAGGUUUUCUUGAGGGUCAAGCGGUCGCUGGUAUCAGUGCCGCUGUCGCCAGUAUAAUCGCAAUUGCAGCCGCCAGCAGCCCAACGGGAGUCGGUUUCGCGUACUUCCUAAUCGCAGUGAGCAUCAUUGCUCUCACAAUUUUCCUCUUUAUUGUGCUCUUCAAGAAUCCCUACUUCCAGUACUACUGGAGUAGGCGGAAUGUGGCUACGCAAGACCACACAUCCUUAAAUGGCAAAAUCAAGAACACUUUCAGAAACCUCUAUCUUGCAAUGUACGAUGUGAAAUGGACCGGUAUCACCACCUUCUUCAUCUUUACCUGCACUCUUUCAAUUUUUCCGAGCAUAUUUAUUCUUCUAGUUCCUAAUAAUUUCGACGCAAACAGUGUUUGGCACACUAAGUACUUCCAUGCUGUCGUCAUCUUCUUGAAUUUUAACAUUUCCGACUACAUUGGUCGUAUGCUUGUUACCUGGUUCAAAUGGCCCAGGUUUGAGCAACGCCGGAUCCUCAUGUUCUUGGUUAUAGCCCGCUUCCUCUUUGUACCUCUGGCUCUGUUCUGCAAUAUUAACUCGGACAAUAUUCCAACUCUCUUUUAUCACGAUUCGAUUCCAUUCAUCAUUGUGAUGCUUUUGGGUCUUACCAACGGAUAUUUUGUGUCCUUAGCUGUCACCUACGCUCCCAAAUAUGCAAGCCCGGGUAAUGAAGAAGGCUGUGGUAUUGCUACAUCAACCUACAUUGCCCUCGGUCUUGUUACGGGUGUUGCUAUGUCCUAUGGACUUGUGGCUCUUGUUUAG